AUGCUUUUCAUGAAUGCUAUGAAAUCUGUCCUUUCGACUCGGUUGUGGUCCGGCUGCUUCUUGUUGCUGCCAGCCCUUUGUCAGGCCUCGUCGCGUCACUGCGAUGCAUGGGACUCGGCACCAACGGUGACACUGGCGUCCGGGGUUCUCGUCGGCACGACGACCUCACUCCCCUCCGCAACGGCUGUGGUGAAUAAGUUCCUUGGGGUCCCCUUUGCGAACUCCCCUCCGGAACGGUUCUCCCCUCCGCAAGAUCCCCGGCCUUGGUCACAGCCUUUGUCUGUCCUUGCUGUCAAGCCAGCAUGCAUUCAGCAGUGGCCCUAUGCCCAGGAAGUUCGGGACUUCGUUCAAAGGCUCUGGAACAAUCCAGGGGGCCCGCCGCCUGCUGAAAGUGAGGACUGCUUAUAUCUCAACGUAUUUGCUCCAUCCACCGCGCCACCCCCCGGGGGACGAGCUAUCUUGUUUUGGCUGUACGGCGGCUCGCUCCAGUGGGGGCAGGCGUCGAAUCUGUGGUAUGAUGGGUCUGUCCUGGCAGCAUACCAAGACGUCAUUGUGGUUGCGCCUAAUUAUCGAACGAAUGUGUUCGGAUUCUCUAAUUCGCCCCAACUACCCUUGGCUUCUCGUAACGCAGGCUUCCUUGACCAGCGGCAAGCUCUAGCCUGGGUCCAGGCCAAUAUCGUGCACUUCGGCGGCGACCCCAGCAAGGUGACCAUCUUCGGGUGGUCAGCUGGUGGCAGCUCGGUCGAUAACCUGGUCACCACCACACCGAAAGAUCCACCCUUCCGAGCGGCCAUCAUGGAGAGUGGCCAAUAUACCUACGGGACCUACUUUCCCAAGGGUGUGGGCCUUGCGGCAUGGCAAUCUCUCACCGAAGCUCUUAACUGCUCCGCAGUGAGGGAUGCUCUGGCAUGCGUCCGAGCCGCUGACGCCAUGAAGAUCAAAGAAAUCAUUGAGGUCGCCUCCCUCUUCUUCAUCCCCACUGUCGAUAACGUCACCCAACUCGCCAACCCUUCCCAAGCCCGCUCUGAGAGGCGCAUUGCCAAUGUGCCGCUCAUGCUCGGCACCACUGCGCAGGAAGCUCGCACGCCACUGGGCCUGAAUAACCUCAUGGCCUCCCUUGGAAACUCCUUUCCCGAUGAACCACAGCUGCGCGCCGAUAUCGUCGCCGCGUACCCGAUCGGCCAAGGAGGUCUGAAUACAGAGUACGAUAUCAUAACGCAGAUCGACACCGAAAUUAGGUCUCAAUGUGUCUCUAGCCUUAUCGCAUCCCGCAACAUCGAAGCCGGCUAUCCAACCUGGCGCUACAUCUUCAAUGCUACCUUCCCCAACAACGAAGCCUUUCCUAACGGCGGUGCCUACCAUGGCACUCAAGUCCCGCUCGUCUUCGGUACCUACCCAUCCGUCAACGCCACCGCCCAGGAAGUCGCACUGAGCAGCUACAUGCAAGCUGCGUGGGCGGGCUUCGCCAAGAAUCCAGAAAGAGGCCCUGGGUGGAAUCAGGUCGGCUCUUUCGAUGGGGUGGAUCUGGGGGUGCUGGGGCAGGGUGGCAGUGCUGGUGUAACGGUGAUGAAAUCGGCGGAGGUGGACUUCAGGUGUGGGCUUUAUUGGGCGGCUUUGGAACGGAACGGGAUAUUUUAUUGA
Messenger RNA from Endocarpon pusillum Z07020, 1641 nucleotides. RefSeq lists its product as uncharacterized. The transcript is spliced from 4 exons. The record is from RefSeq and is a predicted model, not a curated record. Gene Ontology annotation, molecular function: cholinesterase activity. Bases 1 to 1641 code for a protein of 546 amino acids. NCBI's taxonomy places the organism in Eukaryota, Fungi, Ascomycota, Eurotiomycetes, Verrucariales, Verrucariaceae.